This is a messenger RNA of Schistosoma intercalatum, 1852 nucleotides long. Lineage: Eukaryota; Metazoa; Platyhelminthes; Trematoda; Strigeidida; Schistosomatidae. The record is from the annotation of a GenBank genome assembly.
GAAUAAGUGAUGCUGAAUAUUAAAACAGAUAAAAAAAUCCAACUCGUUUGUGAAGAAGAAAUUUUGGUCGAAUUUAGAAAAAGAAAAUGUAUUUCAACAAUUUGUGGUUAUAUGCAAACUAACCUUCUAGCUUUAACACAUUUGAAUGUGACUGAAAAUUAUGAAAUAUAGAUUGAAAUAACAAUUGAACACAGUCAUUAUUGAACGAUUUAUUUAAAUGGUGAUUUUCAAUAAAAAUACUCUUGGACUUUUUAUAAAUAUACAUAUAACAAACACAAAACCUUUAUCUGAAAAUUUAUAUAGUAUAGAAAAAAACAUUGAUAUUUAGACGAAAACUUUACUUAGUUAUGGAAGCGUCGCCUUCUUAUUAUCUUCUCUUCAUUAUCUUGUUUAUAAUUACUUUAUAUAUUGAACAAACAAAGGAAGAAAUUAAGGUCCAUACUGCUGUUCAAAUUAAACGUCCUUCAAAUCGUCAUUGGAUUGAACGUGCUUCAUCUGCUCGUCAAAUUACAACACCAUCUGUAUUAACAACUACAAUCACUUCUAAUAGAUUUAUUUAUUCAGGAAAUGUAUCAUCAAUUAAUAUGAGUUCUGAAGUCAUAAAGAAUUCUGUUCGACGAAAAGAAUUACAAGAUCAACCACAACUACCAAAUAUUUAUUCUCAAACAUAUCCUGAUUAUCAAGGGAAUCGAAAACGUCCAAUCGAUGAAUAUAAUCAACCUAAUAUUUUAUAUCCACACGAAGGACUGAACGCAUUUCAUAAUUUACCUUCGUGGUACAGUUUACGAUAUAGACGAUACCCACGGGAAGAGCCAAACCAUCCUUAUGAUGAUAACAAUUUGCAAUUACCAUGGAAUUAUAAACCAAAAUGUAGAUCAUGCGGUCGACCAUUAUUACAAGAUUCAUUUUGUAUAGAUGAUUUUGUUUUACGUGUUUAUAUUUACAAAGAAUCCGUGGAACCUAAUGGUCAACGCCACUACUUAGCUUAUAUCUAUCAAGUAUACAAGGAUAUUAAACAUUAUAUGCAACCAACUCUUGUUCGACAAAUCGUAUAUAAUUGUGAUCGAUUUCAAACUGGUCCAAUGCUAGGUGAAGUAUACUUAAUAACAGGUAUUUACAUAUCAGGUGUUCCACAUGUUGAUUCUUGUUCUUGGAAAGCACCGUGGAAUCAAGUAACGAGAGAACAAAAACGAUAUUUACGCAAUCGGUAUAGCAUUCAGUGUGGCAUAUGUCAAUUACAAAGAGUAUUAUUUGUUGAUCCAAUAUAUCACCGUAAUCCAAAAACAUGUUAUUUACCAAUUAGUCCAAAUUCAAAUGAAAUGAUGUGUAGAGAUAAAUUUUCAUUGUGUCGUUUACAAAGAAGAACUAAUCGAUGCAAUUUUAUAAAUAAUAAAUCGUAUCGUAUAUGUGAAACAUGGUCAACGAAACAUAUUUAAUCCAUCACUUUUUUAUUCUUCUAAAAAAUAAAAAUAUUGUUCAUCUUUUUGAUUCUCAUAUUCAUUUAACUAUUGUAUAACAAUUCAUACUACUAAUAAUACUACUAGUAAUAUAUGUUGUAAAUACAGAACAAAAUAUGCAUAUAUAUAUAUAUAUAUAUUUUUUUUAAAGAAAUAGAAGCUUAUUAAAUUGAAUUGCACAGAUAUCUUUAUUUAACUUCAUUUAUAUGAUUUAUAUUCCCAUAAAUUUUAUUUAUAUUUUCACAUUCCAUAGAAUAUAAUCUUAUACAAAAUAUUGAAAAAAAUAUGUAUCAUUUACUUUCUUCUUGUAUUGUUUUUCUUUUAUUAACUAUCCCCAUUACCCUUAGAAACUAGAUUUACAUAUAUAUAUAUACAAUAUCAAAUGGUGUUGAACU